Molecule: messenger RNA, 1885 nt
Organism: Linum trigynum
Lineage: Eukaryota; Viridiplantae; Streptophyta; Magnoliopsida; Malpighiales; Linaceae
Source: the annotation of a GenBank genome assembly
AUCGCCUCUUCUCCUUUGGCACGUUGGUGGUCGUUUAAAAAAAUUCCCCUGGGUCGGACAAAAACCCCGGGAGAUCGAAAGACAACCAGGGAAAAAAGUUAGUUCGAACGAUUUCCGUCUCGACCAUCGAUGAAUGGUCGUCGGAAAACGCAAAAGAUUCUUUCUUUCCUUCUUUCUUGCAUCUUGAAUCUCUUUUGACCUCCUGGGUCUUCAUCUAAUUCCUCUGAGAAAACCAUUCACCCUUUCCCUCCUCCGUCCGUACACCAUGUCUCCCGCCGGCGGGCCGACGAAAGCGCGAUUGCUCGUGGCGGAUUUCGUGAUGUCGUUCAUGUGGGUGUGUUCGAGCCCAUUGUUGAAGAUGUUCGUCGUCGAGGUUCUUGGGAUGCGUUCCCACGACCCGGUGUCCGAAAUCGUGACGUGCGCCUGCUCGAUCACCAACAUGUUCUUCUUCGCCUUCUUGGGCCAACUCAGCGGAGGCGGGACUUACAAUCCCCUCAACGUCCUGUCCGACGCCGUUUCUGGGGAUUUCCUCCGGUUCAUCUUCAUUUUUGGCGCUCGAAUCCCUGUUCAGGUAUUUGGAUCUAUUUCUGGAGUUAGGUUCAUGAUCAAGACCUUUCCUGAGAUAGGACUGGGCCCACUACUGCAAGUUGACAUCCACCAUGGUGCUCUCACAGAAGGGCUACUGACAUUCGCCAUAGUAACCAUCUCUCUCGUGCUAUCGAGAGAGAUCCCGGGUAGUUUCUUCCGGAAGACUUGGAUCUCAAGUGUCAUGAAAGUCACCCUUCAGAUACUAGGCUCUGAUCUCACUGGCGGCUGUAUGAACCCUGCCUCGGUGAUGGGAUGGGCUUAUGCAAGGGGGAUUCACCUCUCCAAGGAGCAUUUAUAUGUUUACUGGCUCGCCCCAGUCAAGGCAACCCUGAUAGCCGGAUGGAUAUUCAAAAUGGUGACCGCUGCGCCUUCGAAGGGAACUACUACUGCAGAGAAAGAGAAGUUGAAGAAGUCAGAAUAAGAGGGCAUUAGCUCCAUUGUUCUUUUGUUCCUGGUUCUGCUUUAUCUAUUGGCUGAUCUAAUUCAAGGCUUCCUCUCCUCGUAUAUAAGUGGAAAAAAUAGAGGGAUCCGAAAAAAAAACUAAUAGGGAGUUGACUAGGGACCUUGCUGCAAAUCUGUACAUUGUUGUUGCUGCUGCUGUCAUGGUCCUCUGUAGCUAUGUUCAGUACUUAUGUUCACUUAGUUUUUGCCACUUUUCAAUGGAUACUUGAAAUCUUGAAUCCAAGCCGUUUUUUUUUUUUUUUUGUGCAGUACAUGAUUAACUCUUGAACUCAAUGGAUUUGAUAUGUUAAUGAUAAUUCAAUUAUGUAUAACAUCUAUGGAAGUUGAUCAAUACUGAAUAGUAAGCGUGAACAAGAAAUCAACCAAAAUAUGUAGAAUGAAGAGGGUAUCUGGUUGCACAAGAAGGUGAAACUGAAGAAAUCAUCUCAGAUGUCAAGAAAUUGUGUCAGCUUAUAUGAUAGAACGUUUGAGUAGAAGGAUGUGAAAACCAAUGGUAAUUGUUAAAACCUAAAUGAUAUACUAAGGAUAUAAAAAUCAAUGGUAAUUACUCAUCCUAUCUCCUCUCUAUCAAUUUUCGUUUUCAAUAUUUUCCGUGUGUACUCAAUGCAAGAAAUCCUUGUAUUGACUAAAUAAGGAUUAAAAACAAGUUGGACACUCACAAUGAUGGAAAUAGUUGUCAUAUCUAAUGUUGUUUGUAUCUACAUAGAUGAUUUGGUCCGUGCGAGUAAGGUAAUCACUCAUCCAAGUUGUUAGUUUUGUGAGAAAAUAUUCGCUUUUCUCCUAUAUAUUGACGAAAGGAAAAAAAUGAUCGUAUUAAUAAUCACGCCAAUUUUAA